UGACAGUCGAAACAUCCACCCAUCCAUUUUCUACCCCCUGUCCCUUUCGAGGUCGCGGGGGGUGCUGGAGCCUAUCCAAUAUCAGGUAAAAAUUCCAUUUAAUAUACCGAAAAUAUUGUCUUACUACAAGAACAUUUAAAAAGAAAACAAAUAUAUCCUCUUUUUCUAUUUUUUUUAAAGAAAUUGACUUUCAUUUAAACAUAAUAGAUUUGUUGAAAUAUAUAUUAUUGACAUGAAUCCUGUUGAUUAUAAAAGUUUGAUAAAUGGCAUUUCAGUCCAGCUUCUUCAGCUUUUAAAGUCUUCUCUAUGGGAUGAACAGAUGGAGUAAGUUUCUCCAAGCUUAAUGAUUGCUAAAAGAAACGUAUUAGGUAGUAAAUAAUGACACAUAAGGAACACAAUUAAUUCUGAAAGUCUACCAAAAAGUGUUGCGUCCUGGAGAAACUGUGACGGCCGGGUCGCAUGGUGAUGCGGGGUUUCCUUCUCUCAGGAUGCAACGGACUUCGGACACAGCGUGCAGGUAGGAAAAUUAUUUAUUUAAGGAAUAAAUCAGAUGGGAACAAAAGAAAAGACGUGCUCAUAGCACUUAAGGUAAAACCUAAAGGGGCUAGCGUGAGAGCUAGCAAGUCAAAGAGCCUAGCGUGGAAGCUAGCAGUUACAGAGCAAGAAACAAAAGUCGUCAACUGUUGCAAAAAGCAAAUUAGGAAGCCAGACCGAGUGAGGCCAGGGCAUAGACUAAAUACCCCUCUGAUUAGUGCCCGGGAAACAGGUGCGCGUCCCGAACACUAACCAGAGGCAGGUGACUGUAAUCUGCCGUCAUGGCAACUGAGACACACAAACUCAAAAGGUGCUGAGAACACAAGUGAACCGAAAACGUAAACAGAAUAUGAUCCGGGGAGCGGAUCAUAAUAGAAACCUCUUAUCUCAUAUUCCUUAUGAAAAAUUUUUGACUAAAUAUAACAUAUUUCUUAUCCCAAAUAAAGUUAAAAUUGUGUCACAAAUGUUACCUUGUAAAUCUCUUCUAUCUAAAUUCAUUCAGGCUGUUUCUUCAGAAUGCUCUUUUUGGUCACAUUGAAAAAGAGUCAAUUAACCAUGAAUGUCCAUUCUUACAAUUAUUCUGGACUGAACUUUCUGUUGUACUAUUUAGUAUUUGAGUUCAAAGAAAGAGUUAUGUUCUUUCAAGGUAAAUGUCAUAAAAACUUGAGUAUGCUGUCAAACUGUUGUGUCUACCAGGAGUAUUAAUAUUCAUAAAUCUAGAAUAAUGUCAUGCAAACCAAAUAGUUUUUCAUUGUAUUAUCCAUCCAUCCAUCCGGUUGUUCGAUAAGAAAAGAACAGAGUCCUCGGACUCGAAUCCCUUUUUGAGAACCGGUACUCGUUAUCGAAACCACUAUAGUAAAGUGUGGAGAGGGGUGUGGUUCACGCGUUCCCUGCGGGCGGGGUGUGUGCAGCAGACAGGUGAGUGGAUAGCUCAGCUGGAACGAGUUAUCUAAUCACCUGUUCCUUUACUAGCAGCGUCGGAGACCAUGAGAGGGGGAGAUGGCUGGAGAGCGAGAGGAAGGAGAAACACAUAAAGACUGCUGAAAAGCAAUAACAGACUUGGAUAAAAGAAAAACCUAAAAACUACUGAAAAGCAAUACCAGACUUUGAAAAAGGAAAAAUAAAGACGAUUGAAAACGCUGCAUCUGAGGUUUGUGCCGGUUCCUGUGGUCUAGAAGAACCUAAACAUAGGUACAUCUUUACAGUGGCGCCCAACAGAAAAGCGGACCAAGAAGAGGAUGUCAGCACCAACCCCUUUGGAGGCGCUGGGCCAAGUUCUGGGCGAGGUGUGAGCGGCGAGCAGACAGCAGACCCAAGUGCUGCAAGUGCUAAUUAACAGAGCAGAGGCAGCGGGAGGGAUGUCCUCCAUGAAGCGCAUGGUGGAAUGGGAGGACCCCCAGACAUUCCUGGACGUCUUCGAGGCCACGGCGACGUCAUGCAAGUGGCCGGAGGAGGAAUGGGGUGCGAAGCUGCUGCCGCUCCUGGUGGGGGAGGCGCAGCGGGCGGGGCUGAGUCUCCCGGCGACCGCCCGCAUGCAGUACCCCGAUCUACGCCACGCCAUCCUGGACCGGGUCGGCAGCAGCCCCGAAGACCAUCGCCGAAAGUUCCGGGCCAUUAAGUUGGGGCCAGAGGACCAGCCCUUCGUGUUGGCAUACCGGAUGAGGGACGCGGCAACCCGGUGGCUCGAGCCCAAUGGGCUGGACUCAAAGAUGUUGGAGUCCAUCAUCCUAGAACAAUUUAUUGAUGCCCUCCCGGCCAAGACCUCAGCAUGGGUGCAGUACCACAGUUCCCCAGACGUAAAAACAGCAGUGAAAAUGGCGGAGGAGCACCUGGCGGUCCAGCGGGAGGCGACCGCAAAGACAGCCGAAAGGCCCACCCCAGCACCCCGCCCCGCUAUGGGGGGGGUGGAGGGGACGUCUCGGGAGCAGCGACCACGCACGGCCGAGCCACCCGGAGCCAACGAGCAGGGUACCGGCGCUGCGGAGAGGGGGCUUCCCUCGCAGAUGGCGCCUCAAACACCAGGGCCGGUGUGUUGGGGGUGCGGACAACCCGGACACGUGCGCCGGGAGUGCUCCAUGAUGGAGGUGGGGCAGGUGAUGCGGGUUGUCGGGCCUCCAGCACCCGAUCUGGGGGAAACGUACUGUGUCCCGGUAAGGGUACAAGGGGGUACAUACCAGGCAGUCCUCAGUGGUUCAUCCGGUACUGCCGAGCGGGAACCGGUGGGGGCUUCGCGGGAGGCCCCCCCAGCCCCCCGGUGGCAACCUACGGAGGAUUUUCCCCUCGAGCAGUCCCGUGAUGAAACCUUGCGCGUGGCCUGGGACCAGGUGGAUUACAUUGACGGUCAGCUGGUGCGCCCGGGGAAAGCGCGGGUAUUCCCCCAUUUUACAAUUAUUCGGGAUAGAUUAUACCGAGUGGGCCGUGACACUCAAACCGGGGAGGAACACACCCAGUUGUUGGUGCCAAAACGCCGCCUGGAAAUGGUUUUCCAGGCGGCGCAUUUUAAUCCCAUGUCUGGCCACAUGAGGUAUGAUAAGACACUUAAUCGGGUCAUGGUCCAUUUCUAUUGGCCAGGCCUCCGGGCAGACGUCCGCCGUUGGUGCCAGCUGGUAAACCCAGCUGGUAAACCCAGCGGCCACCCCAAAGGCGCCUUUGCGCCCAAUACCGCUAAUGGAUGUCCCGUUCGAGAGAAUUGGGAUGGACCUCAUCGGACCAUUUCACCCAAGCACACGGGGAUAUCGCUUUGAGUUAGUCCUGGUGUAUUACGCAACGCGCUAUCCCGAAGCAGUGCCCCUGCGCUCCAUCUCUGCCAAGAAUGUUGCGCAAGGGCUGUUUCAGGUUAUCUCCCGAGUUGGAAUCCCGAAAGAAAUUCUGACUGACCAAGACACGUUCUUUAUGUCGGCCCACUCUCUUUGAUGUAUCUUGCAGACGGAUAAGUCUGCCUCCUCUUUUUCCGCCCUUCUGCACAACUAGAGUAUGUGCAUUGUUUACCUAGUCAGUCACCAGAGUGAAACCUCUGCCCUCAGGAUGCUCCAAGAUUGUUAACAGUAUCCUCCAAUGUGUCUGAUCUAUCUUAAUUUGACAGCAGCUGACCAUUCUGAGAUCCAUGGAUGAACCGUUCAAUCCCUCAGACAUGCAUAUUAAUUUUCUGUGGAAAUUAAAAACACAACAUAUGCGAACAGUGAAUGAAUAAGCAGACUAAAUAAAAAUGGUUCUAGAGGAAGCAUUGUUCUAAAUACUCACUCAGUGUGGUCUUAGAAGGCCUAAACAGUGCAGGAGGUCAAGUCUAAACUAUCAAAGUUGCCAGAAAACAGUAAUUUCCCAGUAAGGCAAGGGAUGUGCCCAUCGAUCAGCCGCCGAUUAGUAUCGGACAGUUUUCAUUUUAAAAAAAGUAUGUAAACGGCCAUUAUGUCUUUUAAUGCCGAUCACAAACACAGAUCUUGUCUGACUGACACUGGUCCCCUAGCUGACUAGCGGCGAGCAUCUAAUCAUGUGACUACUUACACAGUGUGAAGCAACGCCCCUAAACUAAUAAUAAUCCCGUUUAUUACGGCAUACAAAUUGUAUUUUCUAGUUUCUUAAGUAUCAUGAUCAAGUAGCAUUAUCACUGCAGGACGAGGCUAAACAUGUUAUAAACCGAGAGCAAGGAGGAGCAGGCAUGCUAAUUGCUAAGCCAACUGGGCUGAUGAAAUAAUAUAAAUAUAUAUCUUGACAGACACGUAAUCGUUUUUACUAAAAAAUGCUUUUUGAUUUUUUAUUGGGGGAGGGGGGGGUCGGAAGAAACAGAAGAGAAUAAAGCACGGUUGUUUGCAUUAACAAAGGAACUAGUUGUCUGGUAAUCUAGCAUGGUAAAUGAAUUAUACUUGUAUAGCUCUUUUCUAUCUUCAAGGCACAUUGAUGGCGGAAGCUGCCGAGGAAUGCACUAACCACGACCCAUCAGGAGCAAGAGUAAAAUGCCUUGCCCAAGGACACAACGCAAGUGACUAGGAUGGUGGAAGCUGGGAUCGAACCAGGAACCCAAAGUUGCUGGCACGGCCGCACUCCCACCUAAACCACGCCGUCCCCAAAACCAGAUUUAAAUUUUUCAUAUAGACUGUUAGUUUUGAGAUGUUUGUGGAGUUGAGAGGAGAUUACUUUUUCGAGAGUUUUGGAGGUUGGGGAUAGGUCUGUAAUUUGAAAGGGGUUUGGGAUCAGGGUUUGUUUUUUUCAGAAGGGGUUUGAUAAGAGCUGUUUUAAGAGCAGUGGGGACUGUGCCAGUUUUGAGGGAGUGAUUGAUUACUUUAGUUAUGAGGGGGUUAAUGAAUUGGUUGUGACUUUUGAGCAGAAGAGAGGGAAUGGGAUCUAGGGUGCAAGGGGAAGGUUUUGAAGUACGGAUAAUCUUCUCGACCUACUGCUGCGUUACGGGUGGGAAGUGUGUAAGAUACUGUGUAACGGGUGUUGUCAGGAUGUCAAGGAUGAAGCUGUGCAGAGGUGUGAGAGACGAGUCGAUCAUGUCAAUCUUGGAUGUAAAAUAGUCAAGGAAAAGGUUGCAGUUUAUUGUUGUAGAUUUGUGAUAUCAGGGUAAUUGUGGUUUAAGUAGAUGGUUUGCAGUGAAAAAUAGUUUUUUAGAAUUGCCUGGGUUAUUGUUGAUAAUGGUUGAAUAGAAGAGGAACCUGGUUGUUGAAAGCCCUUUUGUAUAUGAAUGUUGAUGUUCCUGGAAGGCCAACUUAUGCACCGUCAACCUAGAUGUUUUGCUGGCACAUUCCAGGGCAAGGCCUGACCUUUUCAUGAACCUAAGCUGGUCCGUGUAUCAGGGAGCCGAGCUGGUGAAAGUGACAGUCCAGGUUUUUUGUGGUGCAUGAAUGUCCAGAAUGGAGCCAAGGUUGUUGUUGUAUAAGUCCAUUAGGUCGCUGACUGAUGAUAGUGGAGGGGGAAAAAAAGCUGAAGGUGGUGGGUGAGCAAGGUACGGUCAAUGUUUUUGAUGUUCCUAAAUGUAAUCUGUCGUUUUGGCUUGGUGAGAUGGGAGGAUAUGGGGACUUUUAUUGCUACUGCCCGGUGGUCAGAGACACCGAGGUUUGUGGAUAAGGAGAUCUGUGAGAGGGAUGGAGUCUGUGAUGAUUAAGUCCAGUGUGUGGCCUAUAUUGUCUGUCGGACCCACAACAAGCUGCUAAACGUUGAGGCAGUCCAGGACAUGUUUAAAAUCAGAAGAUCCCCUCAACACGCCUAGAAAUUCUGUUCAAAAAAGUUAUGAACAGAACCACUGACAAAGGGCAGCCCUGGCGGAGUCCAAACUUCACUGGAAACGAGUCGGACUUACUGCCGGCAAUGAGGACCAAGCUCUGACACCGAUCAGACAGGGAAAGGACCGCCACAAUCAGGCAGUCAGAUACCCAUACCACAUCCAGUUCCACAACCAGGACAAAAACCACACUGCUCCACCUAAAUCCGAGUUUUGACUAUCCGGCAUAGCCUCCUCUCCAGUUAAGGCUGAAACGACGCGUCGACGUAGUCGACGUCAUCGGUUACGUAAAUACGUCGACGCCGUUUUUGUGCGUCGACGCGUCGCAUAUUUACGUCACACUACCGUCAUGGCGGACCGCAAAGCAGACGAUCAAAGCAGACGAUGCGAGCGGUGCGAGCGAGGGGGGAAAAGCAUGCCAAAAGUGGUCAAAAGUGUGGGAGUAUUUCAAUAAACGGCCUAAUAAUGUUGUUGUAUGCACACUGUGUCGAGCGGAAAUGGCCUAUCAUAGCAGCACAACGGCUAUGAACGAACAUUUGAAAAGAAAACCAUCAACUAGUCAAUCGUCCGCGCGAGCAUACGUUGUCAUCAUUACACAAAAACAUGAAUGUGUCAUUUGUAUCUGCUAGGGGUGUAACGGUACGUGUUUUGUAUUGAACCGUUUCGGUACGGGGCUUUCGGUUCGGCACGGGGGUGUACCGAACGAGUUUCUAAGCUAAAGCUAACUUUAGCUGCUAAAGUCUUAACAAGCUGCUUCGCUCCUCUGCGUCUGUCUCAACACGCAGCAUUGUCCCACCCACACAACCAUCUGAUUGGUACACACGCAGCAUUGUCCCACCCACACAACCAUCUGAUUGGUACACACGAAGCAUUAUCAGCCAAUCAGCAGUGUGUAUUCAGAGCGCAUGUAGUCAGCGCUUCAGCGUGGAGCAGAUAGGUGUUUAGCAGGUGAGCAUCAGGCAGCGGACUCUCCCCAAAUGAUAAUAAACACCUCCCAGUCAACUACUAGUAACAUCACUAUGAGCCCGUUGACCUUCUAGAAAUAUAAACUGCAGCUCAGCUCACUCGCAGUCCUGGCUUGAGGUGAAGGCUAAUUACCUCUCGUUCCAGCCACAUCGACCCCUUCUGAGCGCCUAUUUUCAGCUGCUGGGAAUAUUGUAAACAAGAAAAGAACCAAACAUGUACACAUGCUAACCUUUCUUCAUUACAACUGUUAGACACUCACUGGAAUGAGUAGAAUUGGUUAUUGUGUACUGUGUUGGACUGGAUGUUUAUUUUGCACAUUUUAAAAGCAAUACUUAAUGUUUACAGUGCUCCAGAAUAUUUACAUUGGCACUUUUUUGUAUUGGAUGUUUAUCUUUAUUUUUGCACAUUUUAGCAAAUAAGCAAUACUUUCACUUUUGUUGAAAUGUUUACACUGUUGUUACAGAAUAUUUCGUUUUGCACUUUUUUGUAUUGGAUGUUUAUCUUUAUUUUUGCACAUUUUAAAGCAAAAUAAGCAAUACUUUUACUUUUGAAAUGCUUAUACUAUUGCAGAAUAUUAAGAUUUGCACUGGAUGUUGACUUUUAUAUUUGCACAUUAAAAAGCAAAUAAGCUACUUUUAAUUUUGUUAAAUGUUAAAAGUUUUAAAUGUUUACAUUGUUACAGAAUAUUUAGUCAUGUUGUUGUCAAUGUUGACUGAGUGGCCAUACUUCUUUUUUUUGUAAAUAAAAGC
Messenger RNA from Entelurus aequoreus (snake pipefish), 7464 nucleotides. Its product is annotated as zinc finger and SCAN domain-containing protein 25-like. Lineage: Eukaryota; Metazoa; Chordata; Actinopteri; Syngnathiformes; Syngnathidae. The transcript is spliced from 2 exons. Gene Ontology annotation, molecular function: zinc ion binding; nucleic acid binding. The record is from RefSeq and is a predicted model, not a curated record. The coding region runs from base 1893 to 3278 and encodes 461 amino acids.